Messenger RNA from Clupea harengus (Atlantic herring), 6055 nucleotides. It is a transcript of the gene myo5ab, whose product is annotated as myosin VAb. Lineage: Eukaryota; Metazoa; Chordata; Actinopteri; Clupeiformes; Clupeidae. Gene Ontology annotation, biological process: actin filament organization. Gene Ontology annotation, cellular component: actin cytoskeleton; cytoplasm; myosin complex. Gene Ontology annotation, molecular function: ATP binding; actin filament binding; microfilament motor activity. The record is from RefSeq and is a predicted model, not a curated record.
CCCUCUCCGCGGGAACCAUGAGGGUUGCUGAGUAAAGGCUGUCUUCGCAGCAUUGACUACAACCUGAUUACGUACAUUAACGAACAACAUCAUGUACAGUUUUUGAGGCUGGGUGAUGUAACUUGGCACGGAGCUCAAUGAAGGACGUACAUUUUAUUGUCCAGCUGAAAUGUUUUUUAAAUUCAUAUUUUCACCACCGGGAGACGCUUUUCAGUCAUGGCCAUUCAAACGCAGCCGUGGCUCGUCUGUCGUUCAAUCAAUUUAUGUUUUGACAUUCCCACAAUGCACAGAGACGUCUUCGAGAAAGACGCACACUCAUGCUUUAUCACUCAAUCCUAAACAGUUAUUGUCACUUAUUUAUUAAUGUACUUUUUUCAUCUAACGGUCGAUGAAAAAACAUUGACUUAAGUUAACGUUACUGUUAGUGGUACAGACAAAGUGAGAUGGCAGCUUCGGAACUUUACUCGAAGCAUGCACGUGUGUGGAUCCCAGACCGGGCCGAGGUGUGGCGGCCAGCCGCCAUCCUCAGGGACUACGCGCCCGGAGACGCCACCCUGCGGCUGCAGCUGGAGGACGGCACGGAGUUGGAGCACACGCUCCCUGAGAAGCGUUCCUCUCUGCCCCCCCUGCGGAACCCCGACAUCCUGGUGGGGGAGAACGACCUGACUGCCCUCAGCUACCUGCACGAGCCGGCCGUCCUGCACAACCUCAGGGUGCGCUUCGUGGAGUCAAAAAUGAUCUACACCUACUGCGGCAUUGUGUUGGUGGCCAUCAACCCGUACGAGUCUCUGCCCAUCUAUGGGUCCGACAUCAUCAAUGCCUACAGCGGGCAGAACAUGGGGGACAUGGACCCCCACAUAUUCGCCGUGGCUGAGGAGGCUUACAAACAGAUGGCCAGAGAUGAGAAGAACCAGUCCAUCAUUGUAAGCGGUGAGUCUGGGGCUGGGAAGACGGUCUCGGCCAAAUACGCCAUGAGGUAUUUCGCCACAGUCAGCGGCUCGUCCAGCGAAGCCAACGUAGAGGAGAGAGUGCUGGCGUCCAGCCCCAUCAUGGAGGCCAUUGGGAAUGCCAAGACCACCAGGAAUGACAACAGCAGUCGCUUUGGGAAGUACAUUGAGAUUGGGUUUGAUAGGAAAUACCACAUCAUCGGGGCCAACAUGAGGACGUACCUGCUGGAGAAGUCCAGAGUGGUGUUCCAGGCCAGCGAGGAGCGGAACUAUCAUAUUUUUUAUCAGCUGUGUGCCUCCUGCCAUUCUCCUGAAUUUAAGGACCUGAAAUUAGGCCAGGCAGAUGACUUCCAUUUCACCAACCAGGGGAAAAACCCAGUCAUAGAGGGAGUCGAUGACGAGAGAGACAUGGCUGCAACCAGGAGGGCUUUGACCAUGUUGGGCAUUGCUGAGUCCCAGCAGACGGGUCUGUUCAGGGUUCUGGCAGGAGUCCUUCACCUGGGGAACGUGGAGCUCAAGCAACGGGGAGCUGACAGCAGCACUGUCUGUCCAGAUGAUCCUCACCUCUUGACCUUCUGUGAGCUGAUGGGGGCGCCGCUGAAGGAGAUGUCUCAUUGGUUGUGCCACAGAAAAUUAAAGACGGCCGCAGAGACGUACAACAAGCCCGUGCCCAGAGUGCAGGCCGUGAACGCCCGCAACGCCCUGGCGAAACACGUCUACGCCCGCCUCUUUGGCUGGAUCGUGGCCCGCAUCAACGCAGCGCUGCAGACCGUGGGCACGCAGCACGCCUUCAUCGGGGUUUUGGACAUCUACGGGUUUGAAACGUUUGAGGUCAACAGCUUUGAGCAGUUCUGCAUCAAUUAUGCCAAUGAGAAACUCCAACAGCAGUAUAAUUUGCAUGUGUUUAAGCUGGAGCAGGAGGAGUACAUGAGGGAGGACAUCCCAUGGACGCUGAUUGAUUUCCAUGACAACCAGCCCUGUAUCAGCUUGAUCGAGGCCAAGAUGGGCGUCCUGGAUCUGCUGGAUGAAGAAUGCAGAAUGCCCAAGGGCUCUGAUGACUCGUGGGCCCAGAAGCUGUACAGCGCCCACAUGAAGAGCAGCAUUCAUUUCCAGAAGCCACGGAUGUCUAACAGCGCCUUCAUCAUCCUGCACUUCGCCGACAAGGUGGAGUACCAGUGUGAUGGAUUCCUGGAGAAGAACAAAGACACAGUGAAUGCGGAGCAGAUCAGUGUUCUGAGGUCCAGUAAGUUUGAGCUGCUGGUGGAGCUUCUUGAAGAGGAGUGUGUGUCAGCAGCUAGAGACGGACCUGUUCACACUCGCCGCAGCACCACCAGACUCACACACACCCAGAAGAGUGUUGGUCUGCAGUUCCGGAACUCUUUGCAUUCACUGAUGGAGACUCUGAACGAUACAGCUGCCCACUAUGUGCGCUGUAUCAAACCCAAUGACCACAAAGCAGCCUUCACCCUGGACUCAGAGCGGGCGGUGCAGCAACUCCGAGCGUGUGGAGUCCUGGAGACGAUCCGCAUCUCAGCGGCUGGAUUCCCCUCCAGGUGGACAUACCAGGAGUUCUUCUCGCGGUAUCGUGUUCUCAUGAAACAGGCAGACGUUCUCCCCGAUCGGAAACUAGCUUGCAGGAAGGUUCUUCCACAGCUGGUUCAGGAUGAGGACAAAUAUCAGUUUGGCAAGUCCAAGAUCUUCUUCCGGGCGGGCCAGGUGGCGUACCUGGAGAAGCUGCGAUCUCAUAGGCUGCGGGCUGCCUGUGUACGUAUCCAGAAGACCAUUCGCUGCUGGCUGGCCCGCAGGAAGUACCUGCGCAUGCGGGGGGCCGCCAUCACCAUCCAGAGACACGUCAGGGGGCACCAGGCGCGCCGCUUGGCGCUGUCCCUGCGUCGCUCCAGAGCGGCAGUGGUCAUCCAGAAGUACCAGCGCAGGUGGGCAGCGCGGAAGAGGUACCAUCAACAGCGGGCAGCCGCCCUGCAGCUCCAGCGCCUCUACAGGAGCUACGUUGCCAGGCAGGAGUACCAGCGGCUGGUGUACGAGCGGCAGGUGCGCGUGCUGCAGCGCUGGGUGAAGGGGUGGCGUGCGCGGGUGCGUUACCGGCGUGUGCGCGCGGCCGUUGUCCUGCUGCAGAGCUGCGUGCGGCGCAUGCUGGCCCGACGGGAGCUGAAGAGGCUACGGGUCGAGGCCCGCUCUGUGGAACACUUCAAGAAUCUCAACGUCGGCAUGGAGAACAAGAUCAUGCAGCUCCAGCGCAGGAUCGAUGAGCAGCACAAAGAGAACCGUGUGCUCGGGGAGCGACUGAACACGCUUGAAGCCAGCCACGCCUCCGAGCGAGAGCACUUGAUUGGACAGCUGGAGCGGCUGAAGGGGGUGGAGGAGGAGAGCAGAAGCCACCGGAAGCGUGUGAGCUCUCUGGAGGCGGAGCUAGAGGCCAGCAGGCAGGAGCUGGAGCGCCGCUCGCUGGAGCGUCAGGAGGAGCAGCAGGAGGCUCGAGCAGAAAGGGCCGCCAUGGAACAGCGAGUUGCUGAGCUGAACAAGCAGAAUGUCCUCCUGAAGAGUGAGAAGGAAGCGCUCAACAGACAGAUCCUGGAACAGGAAAGGAACGCAGAGGAGCUGGACAAAGCUCAUGAAGAGGACACUCGGCAGCUGCAGUCGGACCUGAACGAGGAGCGCAGUCGCUAUCAGAACCUUCUCUCAGAACAACACAAGCUAGAGGAGCGCCACAGCAAUCUGAAGGAGGAGAGUUCAGCCAAAGCGUCUCACCAGAAAAAGGAGUCCGCCUGCAGCCUGGCGACAUCUGAAAGCACCAGCACCCUCAGCUCGGGCUUUGGAGAGGGAGAGGAAGGACGGGGCAGACAGGACGGGAGCUCCACUGGUCGGGACAUGUCUUUGCUGCUCACGCUGCAGAGGAAAGUGGCAGAGCUGGAGAGAGACAAACACACCCUGCAGAAUGAGCUGGACUCCAGAGAUGAGCAGCUUCACACCAGCAGAACCAAGGAAGAAGAGGAAUUUAAGAAGACCCUGCUGUCAGAGCUGGACCAGGAGGCCCUGAAGCGUCAGGAGCUGGAGUCUGCGAACAGGAAGCUGAAGCGGGACCUGAGUGAGCUCCGGGAGGCUCUCAGCCAAUCAGCUGGCUCCGGCACGGCAGUCCCGGGAUCCCCGGCCUAUAACGUGCUGCUGGAGCAGCUCCGCUCAUCCAAUGAGGAACUGGAUCUGCGCAAGGAGGAGGUGCUGAUUCUUCACUCCCAGCUUGUUGGUCUGGAAGCCCCAAAAAAUAAGCAGGAGGCAGACGGGGACUCUGCCAACAGCAGCAGAUCCCCGACCUUUGACUUCAGUGAGCUGAAUGAGGAUGGGGAGCUGUGGAUGGCCAAUGAGGGUCUGAAGGAGGCCAACAGGUUGCUGUUGUCUCAGCUGCAGUCUAUGACUCCGGGGAGUGCUGAGGAGGUUGCAAGUCUGCGGGUUGACCUGCAGAGGGCGCUGGAGGAGAAAGACCUUCAGCAGGAGCUCCUGAAACAGAGUCUCCAGCUCCCCCAGGACGCACGCAUCGCAGCCAGCCUUCAGCAGGAGAUCAGCAGACUAACCACAAACAACCUGGAGCUAAUGGAGCAGGCGGAGAAACAAGACAAGGUGUUCCGUAAGAUGAAGAAGCAGAUGAAGAUCUACAUGAAGAGAGCUGGAGACGUAGAGUUGGAGGGCUCUGUGGAUGGGCUUCCCAAUGCUUCUCUUCCCCGUAAGGAGCAUGACUGCAGUGGCAUGCUGGUCUGCAGGAAGGAGGACGAAAGCAAACUACUGAAGAUCAUCAUCACAGACCUGCGUCCUCGCGGCGUGGCUGUCAGCAUGAUCCCUGACCUGCCCGCCUACAUCCUCUUCAUGUGCCUCCGACACGCUGACUUCGCCAAUGACGACCAGCGCGCCAGCAAACUACUCAACUCUACCAUCAACAGCAUCAAAGGAGUCGUGAAGAGAAAAGGAAACAACUUUGAGAACGUGUCGUUCUGGCUGGCUAACACGUGUCGCCUCCUGCACUGCCUGGAGCAGUACAGCGGAGAGGAGGUUUAUGCCAAGUACAACACCCCUCAGCAGAAGGAGCACUGUCUGGUGAACUUUGACCUGGCGGACUACCGGCAAUUACUGCGUGUCCUGGCCAUUCAGAUCUACCAGCAGCUCAUCAGAUGUGUGGAGGACACCCUGCAGCCCAUGAUCGUGCCGGGGAUGCUGGAGCAGGACUCGAUCUCGGGUGUGCUUGGUGUGAAGGGGACGGGCGUGCGGAAGCGGACGUGCAGCGUGACUGAGGAGAGCGGCGGUGGCGUGUCGCUGGAGUCAAUCCUGCGGCAGCUGAGCUGCUUCCAAGCGUUGCUGCUGCAGCACGGCACGCCGCCCGAGCUGCUCCACCUCGUCGUCAGGCAGCAGUUCUACUUCAUCUGUGCCGCCACACUCAACAACCUGCUGCUGCGCAAGGACAUGUGCUCCUGGAGCAAAGGCCUGCAGAUCAGGUAUAACGUGUGUCAGUUGGAGGACUGGCUGCAGGAUAACGGUCUGAGCUGCGGGGCCAGAGAGAUGCUGGAGCCUCUGAUCCAGGCUGCCCAGCUGCUGCAGAUCAAGAAGAAAUCACAGGAGGAUGCCGAGGCCAUCGCCUCUAUGUGCACUGCUCUUACUGCUGUACAGAUUGUCAAAAUUCUCAACCUGUAUACUCCUAUGAAUGAGUUUGAGCAGAGAGUCACCUCUUCUUUUAUAAAGGCCAUUGAGGCUUGUCUGAAGAACCGUAAGGAGUCUUCUCAGCUCCUCAUGGACACCAAGAACAUCUUCCCCGUCACCUUCCCCUUUAUACCCUCCCCUGUUGCCCUGGAAACCAUUCAGAUUCCCAGCAGCCUCAGCCUGGGCUUCCUCACACGAGUGUGAAGACACACACAAUCGACAUACAUACACACUUAUAUAUAUAUACACACACUUACACACCAUCUAUGGGCCAUAUCAGGUGUAUAUUCAGUAAAUCUGAAUCUAUUCAGUGGUUUAUCAGCAUUCAGGGUUACGUCACAGGUGUGUGUUUUUAAAACUGUGCAGAUACGUGUGUACAGGUGUGUUGAGAUGCUUGGAGUGUGUGGAGU